Messenger RNA from Serpula lacrymans var. lacrymans S7.9, 566 nucleotides. RefSeq lists its product as uncharacterized. NCBI's taxonomy places the organism in Eukaryota, Fungi, Basidiomycota, Agaricomycetes, Boletales, Serpulaceae. The coding region runs from base 1 to 417 and encodes 138 amino acids. The record is from RefSeq and is a predicted model, not a curated record. The transcript is spliced from 2 exons.
AUGAAACCUAUCGCCAUAGCCUCCCUCGUCCUCCUCGCGUCCCCCAUCCUUUCACAAUAUCAAGCAUCCGUAUUCCCCCCGUUCGACGCCCCCAACUACCCCACCACGCUGCUCGUCUGUUCGCAAGAGCUCCAAGCCCGGGGGUACUGGACGCUCAGCCAGCUACCGUCCUACCCCAACGUCAGUGCCGUCGACGCGGACCUUGGUGGGUGCGGAACGUGCUGGGAGCUGUCGUCGAGUGGAGGGGGCGUCGUGGCAGUGGCAGCGGUCGAUGGCGUCAGACAUUAUGGUCUACCCCCCAGUUUCGGUUUGACUUCCGCAGCAAAGGAUCAGCUGCUGGGUAGUAACACCGAGGGCCUCAGUCUGAUUUUUCCCGUCAGUGCGAAGCAAGUUGCCUCGUCUGUCUGUGGUCUUUAGAAGAGUAGGAUUGAGGAUUUGGAAUCGGAAAAUUCUUGAGCAGCUAGGGUGCCCCUCGUGGUCGGGAUAAUUUGUAACCUUUAAUAAACUCUACAUUAGAUCAGCGUUUAUAAUAAGUGAAAAAAAUGUGAAAGGAGUCAGAGUGUGUA